AUGAAUUUCCUUUUACUCCUCUUUGUCGUGUUUUUUGCGCCUCUCCUUCUACUCCUAGGGAGGAGCCUUCGCUCUCGUUUCACGCAGAACUCACUAAGAGAGGGCAUGGAUGCCUACGGAAGGGACUAUCUCCGAGGCAUGGCUGGCUCUGGGCCUGCCAUGUCUGAACAGAUCGAACUGGAGGAUAUGCUGAGAGAUUCGGACCAUGAAGAAUGA
Aspergillus pseudonomiae is the source of this 216-nucleotide messenger RNA. RefSeq lists its product as uncharacterized. The record is from RefSeq and is a predicted model, not a curated record. Bases 1 to 216 code for a protein of 71 amino acids. NCBI's taxonomy places the organism in Eukaryota, Fungi, Ascomycota, Eurotiomycetes, Eurotiales, Aspergillaceae. The transcript is spliced from 2 exons.